Boeremia exigua is the source of this 1328-nucleotide messenger RNA. Its product is annotated as SYF2 splicing factor-domain-containing protein. The transcript has a single exon. Gene Ontology annotation, cellular component: Prp19 complex; post-mRNA release spliceosomal complex; catalytic step 2 spliceosome. Lineage: Eukaryota; Fungi; Ascomycota; Dothideomycetes; Pleosporales; Didymellaceae. The record is from RefSeq and is a predicted model, not a curated record. The coding region runs from base 388 to 1254 and encodes 288 amino acids.
CGAAGUUGUGAGGUCAAUAUGAACAAUGUCAUAAAUCUAUCUGGUGGGCCGUUCAGUCUUCAUCGGCACAUGCUUGGAAGGAUGUAUCCAAUCCGAGGACACUGGAUGCUUAAGUAAGGUUGAGCUUAUUUACCUAAGGUGGUUGCUGUCGCGCAGUCAUAUCGUGACCUUGAUAUUGGUUACAUUAGCCUCCGGUUCACUUUCACUGUCACUGCGUCAGUAGCACUUUGCGAGAGUAAACAAGUGCUCAGAGACUUUGGUGCAUUAAAAUCAUUAAGUGGAACGUGGGACCCUGUGCAUGGAAGGCACAAGCGGCACUACUGUCUUGGCACUCGUCAAUUCACCUUCACGAUCUGCGAGCGUUAGCUUUACACACCACAACCAAACAUGGCCGAUACAGCAGAAUCAGAACUCACACCGACCACUAUGGCUAAAACAGAGAUAUCACCCGAGGAUGUGCCUUCAGAAGCGAAAUCCAUGAUCACAGAGGUCGCAUCUACUGAUGCUCCAACCGACACCAAAGCCGCCCUCGCGGCGCGCAUGGCACGCUUCAAAUCGUUGAAGGCGCAAAAAGAAAGCGGCCGCAAAGCAACAGAGCGCGAAGUUCGCGACGCCGAAGACCGAUCAGAAAGGCUGGCGAAACUCUCUAAGCUCGCAGAUGCACACACCAAAGCUUCCUACAAGCUACUGAAAACCGAUGACCCGGACUUCGAGCGAAAGCGGAAUUGGGAUUACACAGUCGACGAGAGCGAGAGCUGGGACAGGCGGCUGGCCAAAAAGUCGAGGGCGCGCGACAACAACGCUUUCGCCGACUACCGAGGCGAGGCGAAUAAAGUGUACAAGCGCCAGAUUGGACAAAUGUCCAAGGUUGAUCUCGCAGCGUACGCAGAGGAGAAGGCCACAAAACUACAGCGCCAGGUGCAGGCGGGGCUGCUGCAGCUCGUAGAGACGGAUUCGGGCGAAAUCUACACGGUGGACCCAAAUGGAAGGAUCAACACAGCUGUCGAAGAAGAGUACAGUCACGAUCACAAGCCCAGUAAAGAAGCAAUCGAUAGACUUGUUGGGGACAUUGAGAAGAGCGAGAAGGCACGCCUUGAGGCUCGCAGGAAGAGAGGCAUAAGGGAUGAGCAGGACCAGGGCGAUGUUACGUACAUCAACCAGAAGAACAAGCAGUUCAACGACAAGCUGGGGCGAUUCUACAACAGGUAUACUACCGAAAUCAGAGAGAAUUUCGAGAGAGGGACAGCCAUAUAGGGUACUGUGAGAGAUGGGCAACUAUUAUUCGAGAAGAUGGAGAUACCCAGGCAUUACAUGAUUGGAUAUGGCGU